This is a messenger RNA of Puccinia graminis f. sp. tritici CRL 75-36-700-3, 589 nucleotides long. RefSeq lists its product as uncharacterized. The record is from RefSeq and is a predicted model, not a curated record. Lineage: Eukaryota; Fungi; Basidiomycota; Pucciniomycetes; Pucciniales; Pucciniaceae. Bases 162 to 413 code for a protein of 83 amino acids. The transcript has 3 exons. Gene Ontology annotation, cellular component: cytoplasm.
ACACCCCCCGAUUGCCAUCAUCAUCGCCUCCCCCCCAAAAAAAAUAUCAUAGCCGAUUUACCGAUCAGUAUAAAAUAAAAUCUACACCCGAUUAUCUCUCUUCGUCCACCUAGAAAUUUGCCACCACGACGUUCUACUUAUUUCUCUCGAAUAUAAAAACCAUGGCCAACCCCGGCAAUGUGGCUGGCGGCCUUAAAGCUACCUUGAACAACCCGCAUGUCUCGGACGAAGCUAAGGAACACGCCGAGCAUCGAUUGGAUACCGAAGGCUUCAAGUCUGGGUCUGCCCAAGAGACGGUUCAUGUUAAGGACCCCGACAAUGUCAAACGAGGCAUGAAAGCUGCUCUCCAUAACCCCAACGUUUCCGAGGGAAAGAAGGAAGAAUUACGCCACAAACUCGAUGAGCAAUUCUGAGCACAUGUUCUAAAUCAGUAACCAUGGAACAAUAGAAGCAAAUUUAUAACCCCCUGUCAACUUUAACCCUCAUCGAUUAUGAUUUCUUUUGUUGUCAAAACUCUUUCUUCGUUGUGCAUGUGCGUAAUUAAAGACCGCAUCCAGUAAGAUGAUUUUAGUUUCACCGUUCGAAAGUU